GCCGGGCACGUGACCGCUAGUGCCCCUCCCGAGUCCAAGGCGGUGGCUCCCACCGUCCGAUCGUGUCCGGUGUGUCCUGGGCCGCCGCCUUCUCCGCGAGCGGCUGCUUCCCGGUCCCGCGGCCUCGCUGCCGAGUGUCCGGAGCGGCCUUGUGCGCUUCUCCGGGCCCGGAGAUGUGAAAAGGACACAGACCUGGCUCUGGAGAAGAUCCCCAGGGCCCUGGACGCCCUGGCGUCUCAUCCCAGUGGCCUGUGGAAGGCACCAUUGCUGCUUGGCGAUGUGGUCAUCUUCUUCACCCAGGAGGAGUGGGCCUUGUUGAGUGCUGCUCAGAAGAAACUCUACAGGGACGUGAUGAUGGAAAUCUUAGAAAACCUGGACUUCAUAGGGGAGACACCUUAUCAAUGUACAGAUGGUGGGGAAACCUUUUCUCAAUCAGGGAACCUCACUUCACAUCGAGCAGUUCACACAGGGGAGAGACCUUACGGUGUGAAACCUUACGAUUGUCAGGACCUUGGGAAAACAUUUUCACAAGCAAAUAUUGUAACUGUACAUAGAAGAGUUCACACAGGAGAGAGACCUUAUGAAUGUCAGGACUGUGGGAAAAAGUUUUCACAUUCACGUCACCUCAUGUUACACAGAAGACUUCACACAGGAGAGAGACCUUACAAAUGUCAGGAGUGUGGGAAAACAUUUACCCGGUCAGGUCCGCUCAGGUUACAUAGAAGAAUUCACACAGGAGACAGACCAUAUGGAUGUCAGGAGUGUGGGAAAACAUUUUCACUAUCAGGUCACCUCACGUUACAUAGAAGGAUUCACACAGGAGAAAGACCUUACGAAUGUCAGGACUGUGGGAAAACAUUUUCACGGUCAAGUCACCUCACGUCACAUAGAAGAGUUCACACGGGAGAGAGACCUUAUGCAUGUCAGGAAUGUGGGAAAACAUUUCGCAAGUCAAGUCGCCUCACUGAACAUAGAAGAAUUCACACAGGAGAGAGACCUUACGAAUGUCAGGAAUGUGGGAAAACAUUUUCUAGAUCACAUCAGCUCACACUCCACAGAAGAAUUCACACAGGAGAGAGACCUUACGAAUGUCAGGUCUGUGGGAAAACGUUUUCACAGUCAGGUCAGCUCACGUUACAUAGAAGAAUUCACACAGGAGACAGAUCUUAUGAAUGUCAAGAAUGUGGGAAAACCUUUGCCCGAUCAGAUCAGCUCACUCUGCAUAGAAGAAUUCACACAGGAGAGAGACCAUACGCAUGUCAGGAAUGUGGGAAAACAUUUUCAAAUUCAGGCGCCCUCACUGUACAUAGAAGAGUCCACACAGGAGAGAGACCUUACACAUGUCAGGAAUGUGGGAAAACAUUUUCACAAAGAAAUGGCCUUGUAGCACAUAAGACAAUUCACACAGGAGAGAGACCUUAUGAAUGUCAGGACUGUGGAAAAACAUUUCGCAAGUCAAGUUGUCUCACGUUACAUAGAAGAGUUCACACAGGAGAGAGACCUUACGAAUGUCAGGACUGUGGGAAAACAUUUUCUGGAACACAUCAGCUCACACUGAGGCCGCUACUGCGGCCCGAUCGUGUCCAGUGUGUCCGGAGCAGCGGUCUUCCUGUCCUCGCCAGGCGCUUCCGCUUCCCGCCAUUCCUGCCACGUGGCCCCAACUGCUGA
This is a messenger RNA of Elephantulus edwardii (Cape elephant shrew), 1668 nucleotides long. Its product is annotated as zinc finger protein 418-like. The record is from RefSeq and is a predicted model, not a curated record. The annotation marks the transcript as partial. Lineage: Eukaryota; Metazoa; Chordata; Mammalia; Macroscelidea; Macroscelididae. The transcript has 5 exons. Gene Ontology annotation, biological process: regulation of DNA-templated transcription.